UAAACAAAUAAUAAUCGCAACGCAAUCUAUCUCUCCCAUCCGCGUCCUUCCCACCACCACCACCACCAGUCCACUCCCUCCCUCCAAGCCUCGCCGGAAACCACCGCCCCGCCGGUGGCUCCGCCUCCCUCUCCGGUCACCGAUGGCGGCCUUGGUUCCGGUCCUCUCCCCGGCUCCGUCCGCUGCUCCGUCGAGGAUCCGCGCCUCGAUUCCUCACUCCGCGAGGCCGAAUUCCGCCUCUCCUCCUCCUCCUUCUUUUGCUUCUGCUGCUGCUGCUGCUUCUUGCUCGCCGUCCUGCUCGUGUUCCGUUUCGGCUUCCGUACGCAGGUGGGGGCGGCGGAGGGCGCUCGGCAAUGGCGGCUUGUCCGCGCGCGCGUGCUCGACCUCGUUUUUCAUCGGGAGAGUCGGGCUGCAGAAGCGAGAAGGCAAUGUCUCGCUGCUCUCUUUCGGGAACAAGCAGCAGGUGAUCUCCGAAGCCGACGGGACCGAUUCGUCUCAGGUCUUGUCCGCGAUGCUUCCGUUCGUCGUCGCCGCCACGGCGGUCGCCGCUCUUGCUCAGCCGGCGACUUUCACUUGGGUAUCCAAGGAGUUGUACGCCCCCGCUCUUGGCGGAAUCAUGUUGUCGAUAGGAAUCAGGCUCUCGAUCGAUGAUUUUGCUCUUGUUUUUAAAAGACCUUUACCACUAUCUAUCGGGUUCGUCGCUCAGUAUGUUCUGAAACCGGUCCUCGGGGUGUUAGUUGCCCAGGCAUUUGGGAUGUCUCACAUGUUUUAUGCUGGUUUUGUCCUCACAGCUUGUGUAGCGGGGGCUCAGCUAUCUAGCUAUGCGAGUUUCUUGAGUAAGGGCGAUGUGGCCUUGAGCAUUCUGCUCACCAGCUGCACCACCAUUGCAUCGGUUCUUGUUACACCUAUCUUAACUGGCCUUCUGAUUGGAUCAGUUGUACCAGUUGAUGCGGUUGCCAUGUCCAAGUCAAUAUUGCAGGUUGUUCUUGUCCCUGUAACUCUUGGCCUGCUGCUCAACACGUACGCAAAACCGGUCGUUUCUAUUCUUCAACCAGUGAUGCCGUUAGUUGCUAUGGUUUGCACUUCAUUGUGUAUUGGGAGCCCUCUAGCAAUUAACCGGAGCCAGAUUUUGUCUAGAGAGGGUUUGCACCUGGUUCUUCCAGUGUUGACAUUCCAUGCGGUGGCUUUCACUUUAGGAUACUGGAUCUCCAAACUUCCAGCUCUGGGGCAAGAAGAAGAAGUCGGGCGGACAAUAUCUUUAUGCACAGGAAUGCAGAGUUCCACUCUCGCCGGCCUUCUUGCAUCCCAGUUUCUUGGCAGCAGUCAGGCCGUCCCACCGGCAUGUUCAGUAGUUGCCAUGGCUAUCAUGGGACUGUGCCUUGCCUCUUUCUGGGGCCGUGGUUCACGGAUUAGGGACCUACCAUCAUUAGUUGAUCCACGAGUUGGUUCUUCCGUGGAGUUGCAAUAAUAGCAGAAAAAAAAUCUUGCGAAGAUCAUAUCAGCAUAUCUGGCACAGUGCAACUUGGUGAAGAUACUGAUGGGUCACGGCCUGGAAAUAUGUAAUUAACAUGAGGAAUGCCAAAGAUGUGCCUGUACCUUCUUGAGUGUACCGAGUUCAGGUGCAAAUACUUUGUACAGCUCAGCAACCAAUAGCUAGCAAAGAGAGUUAUAGAUUUAGAGGAGGAUGAUUUUGUCAACAUGCACGUUGGGAUUACUUGUUAUACACAGGAGGUAUGCAUCUCGUUAAAUCGAGCACAUGCCGGCGGAGCUCAAUAUAGCCUCUCUCUCUCUCAAACUUUUCUUGUUAUAGGAGUGAUUGACUCCAAGGUGGGUAGGUUCUAGACUUCAAACUUGAAACCUACCUUGUUAGAAUCGAUUUUCAAUAUUUGGAACUUGAAAUCUACUCUGCUUGUCCCAGAACCAACUUUCUUUGUCUAAUACAGUUCUGAGGUGUACCUGGAAACUGGUUUCUUUU
Syzygium oleosum is the source of this 1975-nucleotide messenger RNA. RefSeq names its product probable sodium/metabolite cotransporter BASS3, chloroplastic. NCBI's taxonomy places the organism in Eukaryota, Viridiplantae, Streptophyta, Magnoliopsida, Myrtales, Myrtaceae. The record is from RefSeq and is a predicted model, not a curated record. Gene Ontology annotation, cellular component: membrane. The transcript has 5 exons. Bases 143 to 1468 code for a protein of 441 amino acids.